AUGGUAGUCGACGCGCCAGAGACACCAGCGCCAGUUUUUGCGUACAGAGCCUUCAAAAACGCGAUGCUUGGGACUCCAGUCGCUGAAGUAGACGAGGACAAGGACUUGACCAUUCCAAUACGGCCACUAAAUCCAAGUUCUAACAAGAAAAAAGAUGAACUGAAAAAGACAGCUCAGAAACUCUCAUCAGGCGAGGAUAGAAAUAUGGAUAUUCCCAAGCUUGAGCCAAAGACACAGGAGCCCGCGCAUGCGGUAGCAUCCCCCUCGAAAAGUAUUCUACUCACCCCUGGAACUGCUACCACGCGCCGGAAGACGGUAUCAUUUGGAGCUGGUGUGAAGGAUAACGAACGCAAGCCCGUUUUCCUUGACGAUGAGCGUGAUCUUGAGUUAAGUGGAGGAAAUAUCAGCAGCCAAUGGUCAAUGAGCGUGUCCAGUGGCUCAGGGCGCCGGAGCAAAUUGACGCAGUCGUUGCUUGAAGCCCGAGAAGAGAAAUUUGGGCAAAAAAUAGACGACCUUGAUGAUAUCGACCAUACGAAGAAAGAAGAGCGCAGAGAUACCUCUCAUAAAGACUUUGAAGAUGACUAUCAUAAUUCAGACCAAUCAGAGGAGGAGGAAGAUGUUACAACCAACCUCGAGGCACCGCACUCCCAGUCAGGAAAGUAUUGGAAAUCUGAAUUCGAAAACUACCGUACCAAAACCGAAAAAGAAAUACGAAAACUCAUUGAAUACCGCUCUGUUGCUAAGUCUUACGCAAAGAAGAAGGAAACAGAGGCUCUUCGUCUAACCGAAAAACUGAAACAAGAAGAGUCAAAAGUGGCAGAAAUGGAGAAACGUGUCUCUGAACUUGCUGCUGGUAUGGUUGGUGGUGGUGAUGGUGAUAACCAGAACAAGGACCAGAUGUUUCGUGAACUCUCCAGGCAAACUGCUGCCGCCCUACAGUAUAAACAAAAGGCAGCGACCUUCAGAAAAACACUGGAAGACCAUGGCAUUGUUGAGAAUAGUAAAGACCCUCUAACAGAGGGGCUCUCGGCGGAGGAGACUGCACAGAAACUUCGUGAAGUUGAACAAGCCCUGAGAGAGACCCAAGCCCAACUACGGGAGAGUAGCGGAAAUGCGAAAUUGAAAGAACUACAAGAACUUGUCCGAAGCUCGGAACGGAAGGCUGCUGAGCUCAAAAGAGAAAACUUAUUGUUACAACGAAAUCUUGACAGAGCCAAAACUGAGCUUCUACAUGUUGGAGAACGACGAAAGGCGCAAGAAGAAAGAGCGAAGCAGCGCGAAGAGCGGCUCGAGUCUCGCGCCCAAGAAUAUAGUAAGCGCUUAACAGACUCUUUACGGGAUCAUCAGGCCGCAGAGGAUGCGCUUAGGAAGAGUUUUGAUAUUGAGAGGAAACAAAUGCAGGAGACCAUUGAUUUACUCAAAGGAACAUUGUCCCUGCGUUCUGAUAAUCCUCAACUCCAAGCGCAUGCUCGCUCGUCGCGGCGUGACGAGACUACGGGGGACAUAUCUGAACGGUUGAAGGAAGAUACAAGGCGUAGCCGCCACGCGAGAGUUGAUUCAUACGACUCGGACAAUGACAAGCUAGAUAUUACUCUUCACAGUGAUAAGGAAGGAUUGAGCUCACCAACACAAUCACCAGCCAAACGCUGUGAGGGUGCUCAAAGUACUGCCCCUAAAAGCCCUUUUGACGAGGAAACUAUUGGCGCCCUUCUUAAGAGCCUUAGAGGGGAAACAGGUCCGCCAAAGAAGCAAUAUACGCAAAACAGCUCCUCCGGGCAUGUUCUGGAUGAUACAGAAGCUACCAGUAGCCUCCUUCCGGCCAGUGUUCGCCGCAAGCUGCAACAUAAAUCUGAUACCCAAAAAUCCAACAAACAUUCUAGAAAUUCUGACGAACCACUUAAUCUUGCCGAGGAACUGUUCAUUAGACUUGGUGGUUCGGCCCGAAAUCUAGAAUCCCUUCGUCAGAAAGACGGUGAUAUGACCAACGGUACUCUAGGGUCAGCUCCCACGGCUACCUGUGAUAUUAAACCUACAUCCAUCUCGAAACCGGGCUCCAAACCACGAACUUCAUAUCGUCCAGGCCAUUCUCCUCGCCCUUCCCUCUCCUAUCUGAAUUCAGGCCGCGUGGACACGCUGCCUAAAAGACCAAAAUCAAGGACAACGUCACUACCUUCACGGCAUCGCACUGUUAAUUCUUCAUCGGACCUAAACCGCCAAUCAACGGCCAAGCCAGAGGGUCCUGCUCAAUCAAAGUUAGAUUCUAUACCAUCGGAUCGGCUUGCGGCAGCCAAGGCAAGAUUAAAGCAGAGGCAGCUUAAUGCAAAGAUUGAGGCGGAGGACAAGGAGAACAUGCUUGCGGUGUAG
Messenger RNA from Microsporum canis CBS 113480, 2364 nucleotides. RefSeq lists its product as hypothetical. The record is from RefSeq and is a predicted model, not a curated record. The transcript has a single exon. The coding region runs from base 1 to 2364 and encodes 787 amino acids. Lineage: Eukaryota; Fungi; Ascomycota; Eurotiomycetes; Onygenales; Arthrodermataceae.